CUAUCUACAUCCUAUACUGUUAUCGGGCCACUUGUCGGCGUUCGACCGUUUUCCACGCGGAGCAGUUUGUUUUGUUCGCGUACCGACGGCGGUUGUACGAAAAAUUCGACGAUCACACGGCGGAAUCGAAAAAUAUAAAACUCAAAAACCGCACCGUCUUAAAAAAAUUAUCGUGUCACACGAGAACAGCAUCGAUUAGACGGAAUAACCAUGACAGUGGUGAGUGCGCAAAACGCCCUGGCAAAAGCCGCAGCCAAAUUGGAGAAACACAUCAACCUGUUGAAGUACACGAUAUUCUGUCUGAGCGUCGUGAUAUUUAUCAUGGGAAUAUUUUUAUGGGGUUACGUCGUGUACUCGAGGCUUGACACGACCCUCCAAGAAUGGGUCGACGCACUUGAAAUCUGGCAAGUUUAUUUGGGAAUGUACGUGUUGAUAUUUGCGUCAAUUGUGGUGAUCAUAGCUCCGUUUUUGUCAUGUUUUGCAGUCUAUCAGGAACUCAGUCAACUACUCAUGGCAAACGCUGGUGUGCAUUUGUUUUCGUUUUUUGUCCUGUUAUUGGGAUCCGCUGUAUUGCUCGAAAACACCACGACGGGAUCUGGAAUCGUAUCGGAGAUCAGAGAAAGUAUGAUGAACUUGAUAAUGCAAUCGCAAAAUGAAUACGCUUCAAACACUCUGAACAUGAUCCAAGAAUCUAUCGGAUGUUGCGGAGCAGAUGGACCCAACGACUAUUUGUCGCUGAGAAAAGCGUUGCCCACCGAGUGCAGGGACACGGUAACCGGUAACGCGUUCUUCUACGGCUGUGCUGACGAAGUGACCUGGUUCUUGGAGGACAAAUCCCGGUGGACGACCAACAUAGCCAUAUCGAUAGCUGCUUUGGAGAUGCUCAUAUCCGUUCUUAGCGUGAUUUUAGUGAGGGCUUUGCAAAAGGAAGAAAAAUUCAACUACAACCGAUGAUGAAAAAAUGUCAAUUAGUUGUCUUUUUCCACAUUGUAAAAUAACAUUUAUUAGCUGUUUUUAUUUUCACAUACAGAAAUCAUGCGAUUUCGAUAAAAAAUUAUUAUUAUUUAAAACAACACAUUUUUCUACUAAUAUCACUAAUAUUAUUAAUGUUUUUACUACCUAUUGUGUAAAAUAGUUAUAAUAUACUACGUCUUUGCGAAAA
Messenger RNA from Myzus persicae (green peach aphid), 1162 nucleotides. RefSeq names its product tetraspanin-2A (gene Tsp2A). The coding region runs from base 211 to 954 and encodes 247 amino acids. Lineage: Eukaryota; Metazoa; Arthropoda; Insecta; Hemiptera; Aphididae. The record is from RefSeq and is a predicted model, not a curated record. The transcript is spliced from 5 exons. Gene Ontology annotation, cellular component: membrane.